This is a messenger RNA of Magallana angulata, 4816 nucleotides long. Its product is annotated as receptor-type tyrosine-protein phosphatase N2-like. NCBI's taxonomy places the organism in Eukaryota, Metazoa, Mollusca, Bivalvia, Ostreida, Ostreidae. Gene Ontology annotation, molecular function: protein tyrosine phosphatase activity. Gene Ontology annotation, biological process: protein dephosphorylation. The record is from RefSeq and is a predicted model, not a curated record. Bases 240 to 3158 code for a protein of 972 amino acids. Gene Ontology annotation, cellular component: secretory granule. The transcript has 22 exons.
UAUACAAACGACCACGCAGCGAAGAUAACCUCCGAUCGAUAUUUCCCUUCCAUGUGUCUCUCUUACCACUUCACGACAAAAUUUCGAUCCGUGACGUCAUGGAUGCUGAGAUGAAUAUUCAAUAUUGAGUCUGCCAUUUUGGAUCCGUAAUAGGAAAUUUAGUUGACCAUAUUGUAUAAUUCUUUCUCCUUCCAACGGGCUGUAGGUACUUUAACGGACCCCAAAAGCAUGAGGGAGUGAUGAGGGCCAAGAUUUGGGGAAUUUUAGGGAUCAUCUUGGGCUUGAUUUUGCCCGGGAACAGUUUUAACUACGGGUUUCCGCAGGAAUCUGUGUUUCCCUUAGGAACAGUUGGAUGUUUGUUUACAAACCAGUUAUGUGGAAUAGAAGAAGUGUGCAUCGAUGAUCUCCUGUUUGGUAAUUGCCAAAGGCUGGAUAAGAGCCAGGAUCUGCACCAGUACCGUUUGAGGGAGGAUGAACUGUCGAACCUCGAAGAGCAAAUUGUGCACUUGAUCACCGAUGGUUACACAUGGCAGGAUUACUACACACAGUGUGUGCUACAGAAUGCCCUGCUUGCCAGCCGAACCCGUCAGCCAUUCCACCGCUCAAUGUGCAAGCUCGAUUCGGACGAGGCCAAAGUCCGAGGCGACAUGGGAAGUUAUCUGGAGCAGAUCUUCAAAAACUACUACGACUCCUAUAAGCCUUCGGGGACUUCCCCCGAAGUCAAGCGCGAGGAUGACGAGGUCAUUCGCGUCCAUAAAUAUUUUGAGAAGGAACCUGGAGGUCCUGAGCUAAGAUUCCCCAAGGACCUCAGCGAGGAGGAUAAAAUGAAUCUCAUGGAGGACCUAGGAUUCCUCGGUGCAGACAACAUUAGCUUGAGGGACGUCCAAGCAUUGCAAUAUUACCUAGACUCCAUUCGUAAGGGUGUAGGAAGGCUGGAGGGUUUUUACAGGGACGAGGAUGGUCAGGUGACUGACUCAGGGACUCGAGAGUUUGGUCUGGACUCGGACUCAGGUUCUCGGGAGUUUUAUUACAAGAAUAAAGAGUGGCCCGUUGAGGAAGAUUUUCAACAGUGGUCCUCAUAUGAUCAAGCCCCCUCCCGCUAUGAUAGUUCAUCUGAAAGUAGAGCAAACUAUCCAUAUGAUGCAGAAAAAGAGGAAAUUCUCAAUAAAUUGAAAUCAGGUGAAAUAACAACAAGUUCCCUGUCUGAUGAGCAAAUCACAAGUCUUGUAAACUAUAUUGGUCAAAGGCUACCUCCAGAGAGUCAAAGUAAGGGAGAAAAUGAUUGGCCAUUGGAGCAAGAAGUGAAGAGUAAAGCUGAAGAUGAUUGGACAGUUAGCAGACCAAUAGAAAACAAGUUUUUUGGGACAGAAGGCAUGAUGGGAAAUUGGGGAGAAGAUACAGAUGAGGGGACGAGAAAGGAAGAAAAUGGAUUUGGCAUUUUCGAUGAAGACCAGAAGAUCAACAAGAUGGAUUCUGAGACAAGCAAGAUAUCCAAUGGAAAACAGGGAAUCAUGGAACCAAUUCAAGAAGAGGAUGUCAACAUAAAAGACAAGAAAAAUGUAGAGACUAUGCUAAGUCUGACUACAAAGCCAAGGGUCUCUCCAACUGUCUCUAGUUCCAUGCAAGACAGCAGCAAUACCAAGAAGCCCAUAGAAACUGAUGUCUACUGGAUACAAGUCGGAGGAAAGUUGAAUGGAGAACAAGCCAAGGAGAUACUAGAGAUGAUCAAUGAAGCCUUGAUUGAGGAAAAUGCUAACAUCAAGAUCACCAAUGCUGAGGAAGAUGAAGAUAACGGGCGUUUGACAAUAAGAAUCAACACCACAGAUCCAAAUGUUCCAUUUAAGAAAAUCAUAGAGAGCAUAAAGGACAAAGUCCAGAAAAAACUUAGCCUAGGAAUCACUGACGUCGGAAUUGGAAACAAUGCUAACCCGGUCAGUCUGCGGGUGUCAGAUGACAGAUACAUCGUGCUGAGCUUCGUCCUCUGUGGCUGUAUCGCCGGGAUCCUGCUCGCCUCCGUCAUAAUAUUCCUGAUCCGGAGGAACUCCAGAUCCAAACAAAAACUGGCUCAGCUCUCGUCCGGACCAACAGGAGAAGGAAAUGAACCAUCUCAGGAUUAUCAGGACCUCUGUCGACAGCGGAUGCAGGGGAAAACUACGGAAAAACCGGAACCCCUUCACGCCGCCUCCAGGAUCGGAAGUGUGUCGGGAGAACAGGUUCGAAGCCCAUCCAGCCGGAGCAGUACCUCCUCAUGGAGUGAGGAACCUGUCACCUCUAAUAUGGACAUCUCAACUGGUCACAUUGUCCUGUCAUACAUGGAGGACCACCUAAAGAACAAGGAUCGUCUAGACAGGGAGUGGGAGGGUCUAUGUACCUACGAAGCCGACCCGUCCAACACAGACAUAGCCAAUGACGCCGCCAAUAUACGCAAGAACCGCUACAGUGACACCGUUCCUUAUGAUCAUUCCCGAGUGAUUCUAUCCACCAAUUGUAACGCCUCUAGCUCAGACUACAUCAAUGCAAGCACAAUCACGGACCAUGAUCCUCGGAACCCAGCCUAUAUUGCGACCCAGGGACCCCUACCCCACACUGUGGCGGACUUCUGGCAGAUGGUAUGGGAGCAAGGAAGCGUUGUCAUAGUAAUGUUGACACGCCUGACCGAGAAUGGAGAGGCCAUGUGUUAUCGUUAUUGGCCGGAGGAAGGAAGUGACCUCUAUCAUAUCUAUGAGGUUCACCUGGUGUCGGAACAUAUCUGGUGCGACGACUACCUGGUGCGGAGCUUCUACCUGAAGAACCUACAGACCAAUGAGACGCGGACCGUCACUCAGUUCCACUUCCUGACCUGGCCAGAUCUAGACGUUCCCAAGUCAAUCAAAGCCCUGCUAGACUUCAGGAGAAAGGUGAACAAAUCCUACAGAGGUCGAUCCUGUCCUAUUGUUGUACAUUGCAGUGAUGGUUGUGGUCGAACUGGGACCUAUUGCUUGAUUGACAUGGUACUCAACCGUAUGGCCAAAGGAGCAAAGGAAAUAGACAUUGCAGCCACAUUGGAGCACAUCAGAGAUCAAAGGAAAAACAUGGUCAAAACUAAGGAGCAGUUCCAGUUUGCCCUAGCAGCCGUUGCAGAGGAAGUGCACGCUAUAUUGAAGGCUCUACCCCAGUAAUGCCCCCUUGUCUCUUGUCUCCACCAGAUGGGGCUCUCGUCACCCACUCAAACUCAUCUCCAUGGUAACAGUCAUUUCAGUGUCCCUUGGUGCACGUGCACUGGCAGAGAUAUAUAUAAUGUCAUCUCCAUACUGUGGAAUAUUUAUUUAACUAAUCAAUGGAUGUCAAAAUCUUAUAAUAAGGACCCUUUGGUGUCGAGAUGUAUGUUCUGUUGUAAUCGCCGUAAACAAUCACUCUUUGAGAAUUUAUUUUUUAUGCAGAUUUAUGACUUUUCUUGGCUCUGAGACAUUCAUGCAAUUUUUUUUGGAGACAGUUUUUCGAAAAAUAGAUAGAAGAGAGUCAGAAGGUGUAAAGUUUUGAAAUUGGAUACAUUAAAUAUGGAGGUUUUUAAAAUUAAAGUAAGUGUAUAUUUUUGAUUUUGUUCUGAUCUUUUUAUUUAUCAAAAGACUGAACAAUUUGAAAUUGGUUUGAUUUUUUUAUCCAGUGAGAAGUAGAUGGGAAAGAUGUGGAAAACCAUUGUAUUAUCUAGUGAAAAAAUCUUCUUUGACACUAUAAUUGUUCAUUAUCUUAUAUUGAAAAUAUGUUGUGGUACUAAGAAAGAAGGAAAUGAUUACUGAACUGUUUUAGAUUAAAACCGUUCUCAAUAACUUAUUACAUUUAAAUACAAACUAUUUUUGUCUUUUAUACUCUGUUUAUUUCAUUAUUAGUUUUACUUGUAUGUGCAACAAACUUGAUCAUGAAAAUGGAACUAAAUUUACAGCUGGUUUUCAGACACUGUUUUAGAAAUGUUAAAUAAGAUACCAAUACAUACUGUAUACAGGGAAAUAUUUGCCUUCAUUUUAUUUUCGCCCCUUUAACCCUCGUUGUGAGUGGGCAAUUUAGAAACUGGGCAAACUUCAACGUAUUAAAUUAUUGCUCUUAGAACACUGUCUGGGCGAAUUCAAGAUGGGGCGAAACUGUUUGCAAGUGAAGAAUGGCAAAAAAUACGAGGGGUGAAAAUUGCCCUGCAUACAGUAGUUAAAUUUCUAUUGACUUGUUAAGUUUUGAAGAUUUUAUGCUCUACUUAAUAAUUAUGUAUUGUGAUACAUGUAGCUAGCUCAGUGAUAUGGUUUCUGUUUUACUUUGUUGUGGAUUCUGAGGCAGUUCUAAUAUUCUGUACAAUGUGAACAAAUACUGGAUAUAAGAUCAUUUUUAAGGUUUAUCAACCCUUUGUGAUAAAAUGAUAAAUUCAUUGUUUGACAGGUUGGAUUUGUCCCAAGGAAAUCUUAAUUAUAGUAGAUGUGCACAUAUUUUCAUAACAAAAUUAGACAGAACGUAAACAUUGAAUAUUUUAUAAUGAAAACCUUAUGUGAAAAUAAAUUGCUUCAAGAGUUAUCUCUCUUAUUACGAGGUCUAAGUACCUUAUUAUCAUUUUUACCAAUACCUUUAUUUAGUGCAAUAGAAUAACUCCCGUUGUGUUCAACUAUUUAUUUUAUUUAUAUAAGUAAUAGAUUUGUCAAAAAUUAUAAAUUCUUUCCUCCUUAUAUUAAAAGAAUUGAAAUCUCUAAUACAGUUUGCAUACUUUGUUUAAUUUUACAAAUUAAGAACAAAAUUGUCUUAGCUACACGGAUUCUUUUCUUUUACUGUUUUUUUUGUGUGUCCAGAUUUACAUGAUACU